Messenger RNA from Lolium perenne, 1316 nucleotides. Its product is annotated as zinc transporter 2. Gene Ontology annotation, cellular component: membrane. Lineage: Eukaryota; Viridiplantae; Streptophyta; Magnoliopsida; Poales; Poaceae. Gene Ontology annotation, biological process: zinc ion transmembrane transport. The record is from RefSeq and is a predicted model, not a curated record. Gene Ontology annotation, molecular function: zinc ion transmembrane transporter activity.
CCAUACUCCGCCACUCCAACCAUUAAUCCCGGCGUUUCCUAAGAAGAAGUCGGAAGCACGCACCACGCAUGGCCCCGCUCACCAGCUCCCGCGUCCACCUCCUCCUACUCUGGCUCUGCGCGGCCGCCAGCACGGCCUGGGCCCAUGGCGGCGGGGGCGACGACGACGGCGACGCGGACGCGGACGGAGCCGGCGGCGGCGAGAAGCCGAACCUGCGGGCGCGGGGGCUGGUGGCGGCGAAGCUCUGGUGCCUGGCCGUGGUGUUCGUCGGCACGCUGGCCGGCGGCGUGUCCCCCUACUUCAUGCGCUGGAACGAGGCCUUCCUCGCGCUGGGCACGCAGUUCGCCGGGGGCGUCUUCCUCGGCACCGCCAUGAUGCACUUCCUCAGCGACGCCAACGAGACCUUCCAAGACCUCGUCCCGGACAAGGCCUACCCGUUCGCCUUCAUGCUCGCCUGCGCCGGGUACGUCCUCACCAUGCUCGCCGAGUGCGCCAUCUCCUUCGUCGUCGCGCGCGGCAGGACCGCGCCGGCGGCCGCCCCGACCCCAACCGCAGGGGCGCUGGAAGAAGGCAAGCUGAUGGGCACGAAUGGCAACAGCUCUCAACCACAAACAGCUGUAACUGACGCACACGGCGAUCACUCCGCCGCAUCCAUGCUGCGCAACGCCAGCACCCUCGGCGACAGCAUACUCCUCAUCGCUGCGCUCUGCUUUCACUCCGUCUUCGAAGGCAUCGCCAUCGGAGUCGCUGAGACGAAGGCCGACGCGUGGAAGGCGUUGUGGACCAUCAGCCUGCACAAGAUCUUCGCGGCCAUCGCCAUGGGCAUUGCGCUGCUGCGGAUGCUCCCCAACCGCCCCCUCCUCUCCUGCUUCGCCUACGCAUUUGCCUUCGCCAUCUCCAGCCCCAUUGGCGUCGGCAUCGGCAUCAUCAUCGACGCAACCACGCAGGGUAAGGUGGCAGAUUGGAUCUUCGCCAUCUCCAUGGGGUUCGCCACGGGCAUCUUCAUAUACGUCUCAAUCAACCACCUCCUCUCCAAGGGGUACAAGCCCCAGAGGCCCGUGGCAGCUGACACGCCCAUCGGCCGGUGGCUCGCCGUUGUGCUUGGCGUGGGUGUUAUCGCCGUUGUCAUGAUAUGGGACACCUGAUUGUCAGAAUUACUACAUGGGAUCUGUCUGUCAGUUUUGGACGUUGGUUCUUAUUAGUACCAGGAUGUCGUAAUGUAGAAUUCUAAACUAUUGCUCCAUACAUGUUCUGAUAUAUGCUCCGGGGAAGAUGUGGCAAAAUGGUUCAGGUAUACUGAAGAUUUGAAUAGCAAA